Molecule: messenger RNA, 483 nt
Organism: Myzus persicae (green peach aphid)
Lineage: Eukaryota; Metazoa; Arthropoda; Insecta; Hemiptera; Aphididae
Exons: 2
Coding region: 1-483 (160 amino acids)
Source: RefSeq, a predicted model, not a curated record
AUGGCGAAUAAGGUAAGUAAUGAAGAAUUUUGGCGCGAAUUCAUAAGUUUGUACCGUAGUUUACCCGCUACGUGGAAAGUUAAAAGUGAUUUGUACAAAAAUAGAAUUUUGAAAGAAGACGGUUAUGUACAAUUAACAAAUAAAUUGAAAGAAAUUGAUCUGACUGCUGACAUAAAUGCAACAAAAAAAAAAAUUAACACAUUGAGGUCUAAUUAUCGUCGUGAGUUGAAGAAAGUAGUAGCUAGCAAAAAGUCAGGUGCAGGUAUCGACGAUGUAUACUUGCCGUCGGUUUGGUACUUUAAUGAGUUGGAAUUUUUACGUGAUCAUGAGGUUCAAAUUUCUGGAACAUCUACAAUGGAUGAAGAUGGUGAAGAAUCAUUUUUGAAUACGACGACGCAGCAGUCGCAAGACAUAACGUUGGAAAACGCAAAUUUUCAAAUUGCUCUCCUGAAAGAAGCAAUUUUUAGAGGUUUUGAUGCUUAA